This is a messenger RNA of Plasmodium gallinaceum, 1158 nucleotides long. RefSeq names its product clathrin coat assembly protein AP180, putative. The coding region runs from base 1 to 1158 and encodes 385 amino acids. Gene Ontology annotation, cellular component: endosome; clathrin vesicle coat; plasma membrane. Gene Ontology annotation, biological process: endocytosis. The transcript is spliced from 3 exons. NCBI's taxonomy places the organism in Eukaryota, Apicomplexa, Aconoidasida, Haemosporida, Plasmodiidae. Gene Ontology annotation, molecular function: clathrin binding; phospholipid binding. The record is from RefSeq and is a predicted model, not a curated record.
AUGCUAAUAUUUAAAAAAGUGAAUUCAAAAGUUUUAAGUAUAAACAAUUAUUUACAAAAAUAUUUAGAAUCAAAUCAAUUUGAAAAAAAUUUAAAAGAAUCAUUAAAUAAUAAAAACUACGGUGUUUCAAAUAGCCUACUGUAUGAUUUAUCUAUUUCAACUUAUGAUGUGAAUUAUUAUAGAAGGGUAUUAAGCGAAGUUUUUAAGGCAAUUCAAGAAAAGCCUUAUAAAUGGAGAAGGAUAUAUAAAGGUUUAAGAUUAUGCGAAUAUGUAAUGAAGAAUGGGUGUGAAUAUUUUAUUAGUGAUGUUAAGGAAAAAGAAGAAUUGAUAAAAAAAUUGACACAUUUUACAUAUUUAGAAGAUUUAAAGGAUAGGGGUGUGGGAAUAAGAGAAAUUUCAAACAAUAUUUUAAAAUUAUUACGAGAUAACAAGUAUUUAAAAAGUGAAAGAAUGGAAGCUGUAAAAUAUGCAAAUAUUUGCACAAAUAUAGAAUCAAAGCCAAUUGAAAAAAAGGGAUUUUUUUCUAAUAAGAAAAAAAAAAAAAAUAAAAUAAAAAAAAUUUAUGAAAACAAUAGAAGAAAUAUAAUAGAUUCAAGAAAUAGCAAACUUUUUAAUUCCAAGAAUAUUUUUGAUGAGAUACAAGAAGAGAGAAAUAUUUUAAAUAGAUAUACAAGUAAUAACAAUUAUAAUAAUAAAAAUAUAAUGAAUAUAGAACAACAAAAUAUCGAUAGUGAUAGAAAAUCAAUAAAAUCAUAUAGUGACACUUACAGUAAUUCAUCUAAUAGUCACUCCGUCUAUAAAUCAAGUAAAAAUAUCUCAAGAAAAAGCAGAAUUCAUAGUUCAUCUUCUGCGUCAUCAAAAUAUUCACGUUCACCUUCAUCAUCAUCUUACCAUUCUUCAUCACGUUCAUGUUCUAAUGCAACAUCUCACUCAACAUCUCGUUCAUCUUCAAAUCAUUCUUCUCAUGUAUCAUCAUCUCGUUCGUUUUCUCAUCUGUCUUCUCGCUCAUCUUCUCACUCAUCUUCUCAUUCAUCUUCUCAUUCGCGUUCUUCAUCAACAUCAAAUGUUACAAGUUCAUGUUCUAAUUCAAAAUCAAGUGGAAGAAUUAGGCAUAAGUCUAGUAAUCAUAGAAGAAAUAAAUUCGGAAAAAGGAAUUGA